GUAGAUUGGAGAAUUAUCGUAUGGACAGGGACGACUUGAAGAUGGCUUGAUUCACCAUCUAUGGGACAUGCAGCUUACCCUGAACGAAGUGGGCUUAAGUCAUCCGCGCGUGGCGACAAUCUUGAACAAUAUUGCUCUUGUUUACGAUGAUAUGAAUGACAAAAAAGCCGGUGAUUUAUUCAAAGGCGUUUUGAAUAUAAUGGUUCAGGCCUAUGGACAAAACCAUGUGGACGUAGCAGUUGUCAGGUAUAACUUGGGAGCAUUUCUUUUCGCAAAUAACCUUUAUGAGAGAUCCCGCUAUCAGUUCAAUGAAGCUCAACGUAUAUUCGAACUUUUCCUUGGCAAUGAUCAUCCGGACACGAGAUUAACUGAGGUCGCACUGGAAAAACUGCAUGCAUUCGUUAAAUAAAGAAUAGGUCUAUAGGAUAUCGAACCCGCAUAAUAAUUAUAGGUCAAAUAUAAAGGAUUUAAUUUUAGAAUUUUAAAGAGGUGAAAUUCAGAAAAAGGGGAUAUUAAAGUACCGUAUAAGUAGAGUAAAUAGGAUGAAAUUCACAAACGGGGAGGGGGGUACAAAAGUUUUCCGAGGCGGCCAAGUACUAAAAGGGCCACGCCCACCUUA
Molecule: messenger RNA, 619 nt
Organism: Anneissia japonica
Lineage: Eukaryota; Metazoa; Echinodermata; Crinoidea; Comatulida; Comatulidae
Product: kinesin light chain 1-like
Exons: 2
Coding region: 68-409 (113 amino acids)
Molecular function (GO): protein binding
Source: RefSeq, a predicted model, not a curated record